Molecule: messenger RNA, 1649 nt
Organism: Rhagoletis pomonella (apple maggot)
Lineage: Eukaryota; Metazoa; Arthropoda; Insecta; Diptera; Tephritidae
Product: exosome complex component RRP46-like
Exons: 3
Coding region: 115-882 (255 amino acids)
Biological process (GO): poly(A)-dependent snoRNA 3'-end processing; rRNA catabolic process; nuclear mRNA surveillance
Cellular component (GO): cytoplasmic exosome (RNase complex); nucleolus; nuclear exosome (RNase complex)
Source: RefSeq, a predicted model, not a curated record
CGGUUACAUUCACAGAAGUGUACAAAGGAAACCUCGAUAGUCGUCAUCAACCAUCGAUGUUUUCUCCACCUCUAUUUUCCAUCUAAUUGUAGUUUAAGCUGAAUAUUAAGCGAAAUGAUUGCUGUAGAUGAAACAAUUAGUAUAGACAUCAAAGGAAAUGAUACAUCCACUGACGACCUAAAGCUGCGCCCAAUAAAUUGCGAGUUAAAUCCUCUAACCCGCCCGGAUGCAUCAGCUUUAUUUACGCAAGGAGAUACAUGCGUUCUUUGUUCAAUGCUCGGCCCAGUGGAAGUGAGAUCUCAAAACCUUAACAUAGAAAAAGCCCACGUGGAAUGUAUUUACCGACCAAAAGCUGGCAUACCUACAAUAGAAGACAAAUUGAGGGAGAGUAUUAUUCGUGAUACUUGUGAAUCGGCACUACUGACCACGUUGCACCCUCGUACAACCAUUUCAAUACAAAUACAAGAAUUGGAUAAUAGAUGUGGACUUAAAGCAUGUGCAAUAAACGGAGCAUGUCUGGCUUUGCUCAUUGGCGGGGUGCCCAUGAAAUUUACCAUUGCUGCAGUGCACUGUAUUGUAGACAAGGAUGACAAAGUUGUACUUGAUCCGGAUCAUUGUAAAGCUAUUGGCAAACGUGCUGCGUUUAUAUUUGUGUUUGAUAGUUUGGAAAAGCAUUUAGUAACAGUUCAUACCAGCGGUCGUUUUCGAAUGUCGCAGUUUAACGAUGCUGAAUGUAUUAGUCGGGCGGCGAGUCAGAUUAUAUUCAAUUUUUACCGGCGUAUUAUUUCAAACUUCCACAAUAAAUCAUUGUUGACAGCCGAUACUAAAUCAAGAAACAGAGAAGCCGAGCCGAUCAUCAAAGGAGAACCCAUUGAAUUAUAAACCUAAAGAAAUUUUGUAUAUAAAAAAGGUAAUUGUAACAUAAACCAACAAGUUUUUUACAUCUUUAUUGUGCUUUAUCGCUAUAGCUAUUUGAAUAAAACUGUUUUAUUGAGGUAAAGUAAAGCGGUAAGCCUUUAAGCACCUGCGAGUUAGAUUCGGUGAUCUUGACUGCUACAAAAUCGCCCGUUGUGAUUUCUCUGUGACUUCCUACUUCACUCGGCAGCAUCACCGAUGGCACAAUAACUUUAAUAUUGGCAUCAUUACGCCCAAACCAACAUUUAUCCGAUCUUUUGCUCUUUCCCUCUAUAAGUACAAGCUCGUUUCGACCCUCAAAACGUUUGUGCAAAUCUGUAGCACCCUGGCGGAACACCUGUACCAUGCGUUGUAAGCGCUCAGUUUUAACUGCUUGCGGCACAUCAUCUUUAUAACGUCGAUGUGCAGUCGUCCGUUCACGCAUACUAUAAGCGAAUAGGAAUGCUACAUUAUAGCGAACCAGCUCCAUUAGCGUUAGUGUGUCUUUGAACUCUUCUUCCGUUUCACCGCAAAAUCCGCAAAUGAAAUCACUGGAAAUACCCACGUUCGGAAGCAUUGUUCUUAUAGAGUCCACCAAGCGUAGAUAAGCAUCUCUUGUAUAACCCCGCCGCAUACGUUCCAGUACAGCGUCAUUUCCAGACUGAGCGGGCAGAUGUAAAUUUUUACAAACAUUUGGAUAAUCGCAUAUGAUGCGCAGUACGUCUUCAGAGAAAUCCUUUGGAUGUGGUGAUGUG